This is a messenger RNA of Ochlerotatus camptorhynchus, 627 nucleotides long. RefSeq names its product homeobox protein Wariai-like. The record is from RefSeq and is a predicted model, not a curated record. Gene Ontology annotation, molecular function: protein binding. The coding region runs from base 1 to 627 and encodes 208 amino acids. Lineage: Eukaryota; Metazoa; Arthropoda; Insecta; Diptera; Culicidae. The transcript has 2 exons.
AUGAACACUUUCUCUCGGUCAAUCGAAGGUGCAACUCCACUUCACAUUGCUGCGGUGCACGGCCAUCUGAAUAUUGUUAAACUAUUGAUAGCAAAAAAUGCGGACCCAAAUGAGAUGAACAAUAAUAAAUUAAAUGCACUUCAUUGUGCAUGCGGCAACGGAAAUGUAGAACUAGUUAAAUUCUUUAUUGAUCGCGGUAUGAACACUUCCUCUCGGUCAAUCAAAGGUGAAACUCCACUUCACAUUGGUGUGCAGUACGGCCAUCUGAGUGUUGUUAAACUAUUGGUAGCAAAUAAAGCGGACCCAAAUGAGAUGGACGAUAAUAAAAGGACUGCACUUCAUUUUGCAUGCAGCAACGGAAAUGUAGAACUAGUUCAAUUCUUUAUUGAUCGCGGUAUGAACAUUUCCUCUCGGACAAUCAAAGGAGAAACUCCACUUCACAUUGCUGCGUGGAACGGCCAUCUGAGUGUUAUUAAGCUAUUGAUAGCGAAUAAUGCGGACCCAAAUGAGAUGGACGAUGAUAAAUGGACUGCACUUCAUUUUGCAUGCAUUAACGGAAAUGUAGAACUAGUUAAAUUCUUUAUUGAUCGCGGUAUGAACACUUCCUCUCGGUCAAUCAAAGUAUAG